Salarias fasciatus (jewelled blenny) is the source of this 2301-nucleotide messenger RNA. RefSeq names its product galactose-3-O-sulfotransferase 1a (gene gal3st1a). Lineage: Eukaryota; Metazoa; Chordata; Actinopteri; Blenniiformes; Blenniidae. The coding region runs from base 255 to 1535 and encodes 426 amino acids. The record is from RefSeq and is a predicted model, not a curated record. Gene Ontology annotation, molecular function: galactosylceramide sulfotransferase activity. Gene Ontology annotation, biological process: galactosylceramide biosynthetic process; myelination. Gene Ontology annotation, cellular component: membrane. The transcript is spliced from 3 exons.
GGACUGGAGAAGCUGGGUGGGGGGAGCCGACAGGCGUCAGGUGUGCAGGCAGGUAGGAGGACCAGGAGGACGGACUGGGCCAUGUCUUUACCACUAUGUGCAUUUCAGGAUCAGACGCACCAGCAGCUGCAGGAGGGAGAUUGACUUUGUCUUAAUUAUCUCGAAGUUGUCGGACAAACAAUGCGGCCGUGCAGGAAAUCCUCCCACUAACUUCUCUUCGGAUCUAUGAGGGGGAUCUUUGAUUGAGCUGGACCAUGACUGGCAAGAGAGGAAGGCACUGGAGGUCUGUCUGCAAAGGCCUGGUCCUGGGAACCCUCCUGACCAGCUGCACCAUCCUGGUUUACUGCCUCUCCACCCCACAGAUCAACUUCAGUCUGCCCGAGGUUCCAGUACCUUACUCCUGCGCUCACCGUCCAUCCCAGCUCCACCCCAAACCAACCGCCAACACCUCACUAAGGAGCGCUGGCCAGACCUGUGCCCCUAAAGUGGAUAUUAUGUUCAUGAAGACCCACAAAACGGCCAGCAGCACAUUCCUCAACAUACUUUUCCGCUUUGGAGAAAAACACAGGCUCAAAUUUGCCUUCCCUGACAGCAGAAAUGACUUUUUCUACCCGUCGCUUUUCCAGCGCUCGCAGGUGAAAGACUACAGACCUGGAAUGUGCUUCAAUAUCAUCUGUAAUCACAUGCGUUUCAACGCGCCCGAGGUUGCAAAACUGCUGCCCUCGGACACGUCCUACAUCACGAUACUGCGAGACCCCGCAGAACUUUUUGAGUCGUCCUUCCACUACUUCGGUCGACUGAUUCCUUUUACCUGGAAGAUACCGGGUGAUGACAAGCUGACAGAGUUUCUACUUGACCCCAAACUCUACUUUGAUCCAGAGGGCUUCAACUCUUUCUACCUCAAAAACUUGCUGUUCUUUGACUUCGGUCAGGACAACACUCUGCAGCUGGACGACCCUCGGGUGGAUGAAGCGAUAGGAUUCAUCACUCAGCGCUUUCAGUUGGUCAUGCUGGUGGAAUACUUUGAGGAAUCACUUAUCCUGCUUAAGGAUGCCCUCUGCUGGGAGAUGGAUGACUUGCUCUUCUUCAAGCUCAACGCCCGCAGCAGAUCCACCGUGUCGAAGCUCACCCCUGAGCUGAGAGCCAGGGCCCUCGAGUGGAACGCGAUUGACUGGAAGCUGUACCGACAUGUCAACCAAACGUUUUGGAAGAAAGUAGACGUGUAUGGAUCCCAGCGCAUGGCCAGGGAUGUGGCGGAGCUCAGGAGGAGGAACAAGGAGAUGGCGUCCAUCUGCAUCGAGGGGGGUCAUGCGGUGGAAGCUGCCAGCAUCCAGGAGACAGCCAUGCAGCCCUGGCAGCCCAUCGGGGAAAAGUCCAUCCUGGGCUACAACCUGAAGAAAAAUGUGAACAAAGCACAUCGGAAACUGUGCCGAAAGAUGUUGAUUCCAGAAAUUCAAUAUCUGACAGAGCUUGGGGUGAACCUGUGGCUCACAAAGCUGUGGAGUCAUGUGCGAGACAUCUUCAACUGGUGGUGACCAAGGAUCUGAGCAGGAGGAGCCAAUCCAGGUCUGCAGAUCGAACUGAAGAAGAGGAAUCUGACUGCUUCUGAUAGAACAAGAGGGAAAGGCUUCCUCUCACAUGUCCUGCUUUGUUUUACUUUAAAUGAAUCCACAUCCUCUUCAUUGCAUUUUAUAUUAUUGUUCUCAAUAUUAAAUCUGAAAGGUGCUUGUGAAUAAAAAGAAACAUACCAUUGACCUCACAAUCUAGAAAAACCGAACAGCUAUACAAUAUGUACAUGAAUUUUGGUACUGUUCCUAAUGUUUUAGAGUGAGUUGUCAGACUUUAAAUUGUUCCUUAUUUCCCAUGUAAGCUUGUUCUGAGUUGAGUGAAAUAUGAAUUUCACUCAUUGUAUAAACCCUUUGACACAAAGGUGGAAUUAUUGUUUUAUCUUUGGUGCCUAUUCCCCACAUUUAAAACCUUAACUUCAAACUGAUUCACUACUAAAGGCUAACCUACACAUGCAAAAGUUCAUAUUUAUGUAUAACUUCACUGCUCGUGGAGCACAAACUCUGCCAUAUCAUUAGGAAGGAGUGACUCAAUACAUACCUUUGCUGAGGCAAAUGUUUUCCCUGAAAAACCUACAUGUUGAUAGCAAUCACUCAGUUUCAAGGCUCCACGGCUGCAGUAUUUCUUAGUGUUCUUCAUUUCCAUGGUUGCCUUUCCAGUCAGGAUGAAUGUUUGGAUAUAAACGUUUUUAUACAACUGUGCAUCAAUAAAAUGAAUUCUGCGUAAUGCACUUAA